UUGGAGGCUGAGGUACGCACUCGCCCUCCUCCCGGCAACAGAAGUUUGAUGUCAGAGAAAACGGAAACUGGUUAAGCGAGACGCAUUACAAUGGCUAGCUGUUAUUAAAACGUAACUUGGAGAAAAACAACAUUGCAUUCCCCGAAGGAAUACAGUAACACACCAGCAGUCUCCAGAGUAAUUCUGGUUGAACAUGCUAACGGAUAUGAUUGUGGAGGAAGAAUUUGAAAUCAAAGACGAGGAACCCUGGUACGACCAUCAGGAUCUGCAGCAUGAUCUCCAUCUGGCGGCAGAACUGGGCAAGACCCUGCUGGACCGGAACCGAGAGCUGGAGCAGGGCCUACAGCAGAUGUACACAACCAAUCAGGAACAGCUACAAGAGAUAGAGUACCUGACCAAGCAGGUGGACCUCCUGCGGCAAAUGAACGAGCAGCAUGCCAAGGUGUACGAGCAGCUAGACAUGACGGCCCGCGAUCUCGAGCAGGGAAACCAGCGCCUAGUCAUGGACAACCGCAUGGCCCAGCAGAAGAUCCAGGGGCUGACAGAGACCAUCGAGGGCCUGCAGACACAAGUGGAGGAGCUCCAGCAGCAGGUGGAGGAGCUGAAGGCAGCGCAGUCAGAUUACGCCGGUGGAGGUCUGGCAGAGCAGCGGCAAUCUCUGAGCGCUCACAGCGUGCCCUGUCUCAAGGAGCUGCAUGACAUGCACAAGUACUUGCAGGACCAUGCCCUUCUGGACAGCGCGUUCUCUCUGGCGGAUGGGAUCAGGGCGCAGGAGGAGAACACGGCUCUGAAGCGCUCGGUUCAGACCCUGCAGAGUCAGCUGACCUCGGAGCGCACCCGGCGCAAGGAGGUGGAGACAGAGGCGGAGCUGAUGGCCCGGGAGAACGGCGAGCUGGAGCAGCGGCUGGCGGAGCUGGAGGGCAACCAGGCGUGGCAGCGGGAGCUGGAGGUGGAGGUGGAGGAGCUCCGGCAGCUGUGGCGCUCCGACACAGCCAGCGCCAGGAGGGCGGACAAGCUGCUGCCUGACUCUGUCUUCUUCCCCCCGGAGGAGAGGGUGGAGCAGGAGGGGGAGCAGGAGGCCGAGGCCGCCCUCCCCGAGCAGGGCAGGCACGUGCUGAAGCGCUGCAGCAGCGAGAGCAUGCUGCGGAGCGCCAACGCCGAGGAGAUGCGCCGCGGGCACGAGCGCUCCUGCGUCCGCCGCGCGGCCGCCGUCAAGCAGCGCGGCAUCUCCCUCCUCAACGAGGUGGACGCCCAGUACAGCGCCCUGCAGGUCAAGUACGACGAGCUGCUGCGGCGCUGCCAGGAGGGCGCCGAGCAGCAGAGCCACAAGGCCGUGCAGACCCCUGGAGUCCCCCGCCGCCAUUCCAGCGCAGUCCCAUGCCUCCAGGCCGACGACGACAACCAGCAGCCUGAGUACAAGGCACUCUUCCAGGAGAUCUUCACCUGCAUCCAGAAGACCAAAGAGGACCUGAGCGGGAACAGAGCCAGGCUCAGUCAGGCACAGUGAUUCCCCCCUCAAGGUUUAGGGGACAAGUGACAGGCGCUGUUUUUUUUCCUUUCUGCCUCAGAUUGAGCUGGGAUUGGCCACCACGUUAAAUGGUUUGUGUCUAGCAGAGGCAAACAGGCAGUGGAGUUGCCUCAGUUGGAUGAAAUCCCAAAGAGACGCUGUCGGUUUUGACGGCACCACAACACCAGUGCCUAAAACACAACACGACAAUCCCCUUGCCACCAACGAGGAGUUCACACAAAGCCAGACCAGCUCCAUGGAUGAACACUGCUGUCUCAUU
Megalops cyprinoides (Indo-Pacific tarpon) is the source of this 1787-nucleotide messenger RNA. RefSeq names its product cerebellar degeneration-related protein 2-like. Bases 194 to 1507 code for a protein of 437 amino acids. The transcript has 5 exons. NCBI's taxonomy places the organism in Eukaryota, Metazoa, Chordata, Actinopteri, Elopiformes, Megalopidae. The record is from RefSeq and is a predicted model, not a curated record.